Molecule: messenger RNA, 447 nt
Organism: Histoplasma capsulatum G186AR
Lineage: Eukaryota; Fungi; Ascomycota; Eurotiomycetes; Onygenales; Ajellomycetaceae
Exons: 1
Coding region: 1-447 (148 amino acids)
Source: RefSeq, a predicted model, not a curated record
AUGGCCAUAUUGGCUCAGAGACGAUAUGGAUGGGAUUCUCGGGGACAAGAAAAAUUGUGGAAAUUUCUUUUCCACAAAGUCAACAAGUGUUGGAUUCGGAGUCCUGCACGCGCAGUUGAGACGGAAGAGGCAGGGCCACGAUGCUGGGGCAGGGGAUUUAACCAAAACAGCACACUAAGAGGGUCUGGAGUCUCUAAACAGCCCAGAGCCGCACCAUUUGGCGGCGGCUGGGCGAGAAUUACAAGCCGACAACAAAUCACACAACAACCAGGGGUGAAGUCAAUGAGGGAAAAAGCGGUUCAUGUAUCGACGGGCCGGAUGAAAGGGGAGGCCUUGAGCGAAGAUGACGCUGCCUCCAAUCAUGGGAGCAACAAGUCGAGAACAAAGGACCAGAGAAUGGUGGAUAAUUUUUUGGCUUCGUUGAUCGCCAGCGAACAGGCUACCUGA